AUGCCACCGAAACGAACGGCAAAUGCUGCGUCAGGUGGCGGUCGAAAAAAAGCAGCUGCUGCCUUAUACGAAUUAGCUGAACCAUUUUCAUCUGGUACCGUUCUUACUGAUCUAUGUCGAAAGACCUGGUCUAUUGGACAACCCAUUGGGCAAGGUGGCUUUGGUUGUAUAUAUGAAUGUCGAAGUACAUCGUCGAAAACUCCCGUUUAUGUUGUGAAAGUCGAACCAGAGUCCAAUGGUCCACUUUUUUGUGAAAUGCACUUUUACUUACAAUUAGGAAAGAAAACGUUGCAAGAUACUUUUAUGAAACUCAAUCAGCUUGAUCAUCUCGGUGUACCACAAUUGGUUGCUCAUGGAAUGCACGAUAGUCUAACAACAAAACGUCGUUACCGAUUCUUAAUUCUUCCACGUUAUAAGCAGACACUUGCUGCUGAACUUCAGCUAACAAGUACAAAUGUCGGACACUGCCUCGACGACAAACGUGUUCAAUCAAUUGGCAAACAAUUGUUAGAUAUUCUGGAAUAUAUUCAUUCCCAUGGCUACGUACAUGCAGAUAUCAAAGCUGAAAAUAUUCUUAUGAAUGAUAGUGAACAUAUUUAUCUACUUGAUUAUGGUCUUACUCGAAAAGUUUCGUCGCAAUAUGAAGAGCGAGCUCAGCGAAGACAUGAAGGUACUCUAGAAUUUACAUCUCUGGAUGUUCAUCGAGGUGCUAUGCCAUCGUUUCGUGGUGAUUUGGAAAUCAUGUUCUAUAAUAUGUUACAUUGGCUCGGUGCUCAUUUACCAUGGAUGACAGUCACCGAUGGCGCACGUGUGCAACAAGCAAAAAUGACGGCACGUAGUGACCCAGCUGGCUUUAUACGAAGCGUUUUUACCACUAAAAGUACAGUUUCGUCGAAAAUGUUAGAUACGUUGACACAAUUUUUCCGCGAAUGCAUACAAAUGAAUUAUACGGAUAAAGGUGAUUAUCAACGUUUGAGAGAAAUCAUAACUGGAAAGACUCGUCAACGUCGUUCAUCAUUCGGUGCUGUUUCUUCAAGAAAACCAUUAAUGGAUUUAGAAAAUGAUGAUAAAGAUGAAGACAAUGACGAAGAAUACAAUAAUAAAAAGGAACCAGAGAUACUGAAGAAGCGAACUUCACGUCGUUCUACAACAACAACAACAACAACAACAGCGGCAGCAGCGGUGGCAGCAACAGCAGCAGGAACGUCGAUGACUCGAGCACGAAGCGUCUCGCGCAAUCGUGAUCAAAGAAAAAGUCGCAAUGAAACACGCUCACCAUCACCACCAAUCCAAAUACUUUCUGCACGCACGCCAACGUUGAAAACAUUUGAUCCCAUUGCAGUUCGAUCAAGAAACAAACCGUCUCGUUAUCAUCAUGAUGACGAAGACGAUGAAAACGAUAUUGACAUGAGUGCAAUUCUCAAUCCAAAACUAAGUUCAACACGUAUCGAACGACCAACAAGAAGUCACGCGCCAAUGUCAACUGCACAACCACAACCGCCCAAAGUCACCAAUGAUUAUUACAAUAAAACCUCGCACCAAAAUGCUCAUACUACCACUCAAAGCAAACAGCCAAGUGCGUCGAGCAAUGCCCGAACUAAUACAGCUCCAAAAAGCGAAAGGCAGCAUUCAGAUAUUAUUGAAAAAGUUCUUGCUGGCAUACCAUUGACAGACAAGGAAAUUCGAAGUGUGAUUCAUCGAUCAAAAUAG
Messenger RNA from Adineta ricciae, 1710 nucleotides. The record is from the annotation of a GenBank genome assembly. NCBI's taxonomy places the organism in Eukaryota, Metazoa, Rotifera, Eurotatoria, Adinetida, Adinetidae.